AUGGGCUGCGUCGAGAGCAAGGCGACGGAGGUCUCAAUCGUCUGCAAUGCUCUCGCCGAGGCUGGCGUGAGCCACGUCUAUGGCGGUCACGGUGGCGCCGUAGUGCCACUAGUCAAUGCCGUCUGCAGCCACAAGAGCCUCACCUGGGUGUGCACCCGCAACGAGGCCAACGCAUCGCUCAUGGCCGCCGCGGCGGGAAAGCUGAGCAACGGCAAGGCGCUCGGCUGCUGUCUCUCUACGUCGGGCCCCGCAGUCUCCAAUCUGGUCACGGGCCUCCUCGAUGCGCAGCUGGACCGAGUGCCUGUCAUCGCCCUCACCGGCUGCAAGCCCCGCAGUGAUCAGGGCCACUCCGAGUUCCAGGACAUUGACCAGGCACGGCUACUCGCGGCGGGAGGCCUCGCCUAUUCGAUCACGAUCGCCGACCCAACGCAACUUCUCUCGGUAAUCCGUGAUGCCAUCGCCAUCGCCUUCACGAAGCGCGCCGCCGUGCACAUCGCCAUCCCCGUCGACAUCCAGGUCGCUACCGUGGCGUCGCCGCCGGCGCGCGUCCUCUCAUGCAGCCCUGAGACCCUCCUGCAGCGCGUCAAGGCUGGACCGCCCUCGGACGCGUCGCUCCAACGGCUGGCGGCGCUGCUCACCGCAGAGGGCGAGCGCAUCUGCUUCGCAAUCGGCUGCGAGGCGCGCGAUGCCGGUCCUGAAAUCCUCGCGCUCGCACACCGGCUCAACGCGCCCAUCGUCACACGCAGUCUGAGCGCCGUCGACGAGGACGAUUACCACGCUAUGGGUGUCAUCGGCGUGCACGGCAAGCCGGGUAUGAGGGGCACGGCCGCCGUGCUUGAGAAGACGACGCUCGUCGUAGCCUUCGCCGUCAGCGAGCUCUCGGUGCUCCUGUGCAAUUUGCAUGGCCUGCAGGUGCGCAAGCUCGUCGAGGUGACCACCGACUCCUUUGGCCUGGCCAUGCAUUUCGAGGCGGAGCUCUCAGUGACCGCAGACGUGGCCACCGCGAUGGCUCUCGAGACGAACGCCAAUCGCGUGAUCAAGGCUCUCCGCGCACGAGUUGCACGCAAGGCUGGUCUCUCUACAGACGUGGCUGCGCCGCGCCAACCGGCGCCGACGCUCAGAGCGCCCACCGCGAUGCUCAAGACCGUCGCGCGUUCGAGCUACUGCCACCAGGCGCAACUGCUCGCUCGGCUCGGCCCGCGGCUGGGCGCCAACGAUGUCGUGUGCGUCGACACGGGCGACAUCACGCUGUGGACGUCGCUCUCCUUGCGGCUGCGUCGCGGCUCAGUCGUGCUCUCCUCGGAGCGUCUCGGCACGAUGGGCUACGCACUCUGUGCCGGCAUCGUCGCCUCGGCGCAACGCGGCCCCAGCGCAACGGGCAUCGUCAUCGCCGGCGACGGUGGCUUCCAGAUGACGCUCAAUGAGCUCGGAACGGCCAUCCAGAUGAACUCGCGCCUGGUGAUCAUCGUCAUCGACAACAAGGUCCUCGGCCGGGUUGAGUUCGGCUUCAACAACGCCCAGGGCUGCGCCCUUGCCGGUCCCGACUAUCUUGCCCUCGCGCGUGCCUACGGUGCCGACGGCAUUCAGCUCACCGACGAUUCGCAGAUCGACGCAGCGCUCGACGCAGCCUUCGCGGCGAGCGGCGUCUUCAUGCUCCACGUCGUCUCGGACCCAGAUGUGAAGGCGGAGAUGGCGACGUACAAGCCACGGGGCAUCGUCAAGGUCGACUCUGCGUGA
Molecule: messenger RNA, 1737 nt
Organism: Emiliania huxleyi CCMP1516
Lineage: Eukaryota; Haptophyta; Isochrysidales; Noelaerhabdaceae
Product: carboxylyase
Exons: 3
Coding region: 1-1737 (578 amino acids)
Biological process (GO): L-valine biosynthetic process
Cellular component (GO): acetolactate synthase complex; mitochondrion
Molecular function (GO): magnesium ion binding; thiamine pyrophosphate binding; flavin adenine dinucleotide binding
Source: RefSeq, a predicted model, not a curated record